Molecule: messenger RNA, 1500 nt
Organism: Phragmites australis (common reed)
Lineage: Eukaryota; Viridiplantae; Streptophyta; Magnoliopsida; Poales; Poaceae
Product: transcription factor TCP13-like
Exons: 2
Coding region: 383-1198 (271 amino acids)
Cellular component (GO): nucleus
Molecular function (GO): DNA-binding transcription factor activity; sequence-specific DNA binding
Source: RefSeq, a predicted model, not a curated record
GCGAGCUAGACGGGGAGCAGCAACAGCUAGCAAGGUGGCGGUGAAAGGACAGGGACGCGGGCGAAAGCGAGGCCGAUCAUUUAUGCGGCCGCGCCGUGUACAUAGCCACCACAAGCUUUCGCAUGUUGGCUCUUCCACAUCCUUCUCAUUCAUCUCCCACCGCUAGCAGCUAGCUGCUGUCUCUAUCUAGGGUUUACGCUGAUCGAGGAUUCGGGUGCUAGCUGGAAGGGGGCAAUCGAGCUCGGCGGCGGCGAGAUCUGCUUGGUGCUUGCUGGUGGUCGGCGGGAUAGAGGAAAUUUUUGUUGAUCUGAAGGAAUUUGCAGCCUAUUCUUGAGUUCUUCGGAUGAUAGAUCUCGGUCGAUGACGAGCGCCUCACGUUGAGAUGCUAAGCGGGAACAGCCGGCAGUCGGCGGCGGACGAGGAGCUAGCCCGGAAGCACGCCGCCAUGGCGACGUCGCGGCAAUGGUCCGCGCAGACGGAGUCGCGCAUCGUCCGCGUCUCGCGCGUCUUCGGCGGGAAGGACCGCCACAGCAAGGUGAAGACCGUCAAGGGGCUGCGCGACCGGCGGGUGCGCCUCUCCGUGCCGACGGCGAUCCAGCUCUACGACCUUCAGGACCGCCUCGGUCUUAACCAGCCCAGCAAGGUCGUCGACUGGCUGCUCAACGCCGCGCGCCACGAGAUCGACAAGCUGCCGCCGCUCCAGUUCCCGCCGCAGGACCACCACCUCAUGGUGGGCCACCUGCCCAUGCCGCUAGUGCACGAGGAGAAGUUCGGCCACAUCACCGAGGCCGCGGUGCUCGCGAGCGACGGGGCCAAGGCCGGUCUGGGCGACGUCGACGUCGACGGGAGCGGAGGAGCCCACCACCUGGGGAGGUUCCCCGGUGGCUACCACCGCUUCAUGGGGCUGAACAACCCGUUGGGCAUGGUCAGUAGCGCAAUGGCGCCGUAUAACAACUACACCGGCGAGGCAUGGAAUAACAGCAGCGUGCACGACAGCGGCGCCGGCUCGCCGCAGGUGGCGGCAUCUGCGGCGGCUCACCACUCGCCGUUUCCGUCGCUACUCUCCUUGGCUCCAGGGCCGCAUCAGCUGGUGUUCUACUCCUCUGAAGCUGAUCAGCAGUUCCAAGUGGAUAACCUUGGCUCGCAAAGCCUGUCCUUGAGCUCGGCGAGGGUUUUCCAUGAUCAGACAGGAAGUUAGCUAGCUAGACUACCGGAACUCUUCGAUCGAUCGAGAUUAAGGUAGGAAUAAAGCUAUCUCCAAGGUACCAAAGUACAGUCAAUGCUUAGUGUGGCAUUGAUUUCUAAGUGCUUUUAACGGGUAUUAAGCUUGUUGUUUCAUAAUUAAUACGUUGCUAGAUCUGAAACUGGGUAAAUUUUGCGGGGCUUGCAGCGUGUGUGCAAUACGAAUUUGUUACUUCUUUUAAUACACAAAGGAGUAAUACUAAUGUGUGCUGGCUUGUACAAUAAUAAUGUGAUUUUUAAAUGUUCUUUCUUUAUAUC